Vigna unguiculata (cowpea) is the source of this 1014-nucleotide messenger RNA. RefSeq lists its product as uncharacterized. Lineage: Eukaryota; Viridiplantae; Streptophyta; Magnoliopsida; Fabales; Fabaceae. The record is from RefSeq and is a predicted model, not a curated record.
AUGUCUGUUAUCCAAAAACACAUUCACUCUUUACAAGAACUCAACCCUGAGAAGGAGAGUUGGAAUAUCCUUGCAAGAGUUGUAAGGUUAUGGUUUGUUGAAGAUUACACAAAAGGAAAAACUCCAUUUUCCGUGGAAAUUGUUCUUCAAGACCAAGAGGGUGUACUAAUCCAUGCAUCUGUUAGAGUCACAUUGAUAUACAAAUUCCAGUCUGAAAUCAAAGAGGAUAAGGUUUACACCAUCCAAUCUUUUAGUGUUUCAUGUAAUGGUGGUUCUUAUAGAACCACAAAACACGCCUAUAAGAUCAACUUCCAAUUUGGAACCAAGGUCAAUAUGGUGCAAAAUGUCAUUGGGAUGUUUACUGGUGUUGGAACAGAGAGGGAGCUAGAGAAAGCUAGUAAGAAAACCAAAAUGAAUGUCAUCCUUAUUGAAGAUGAUGGUUUGCAACUGGAGUGUACUUUAUUUGGUCAAUAUGUUGAUAUGUUAAAUGCAUUUCUAGCCUCUGGAGAGGAUCAACAUGUUGUCAUUGCUUUGCAUUAUUGCAAAGUGAAGACCUUCCAAGAUAAAGUUUCUAUUCAAAACUGUAUGAACUAUACCAAGAUAAUUUUUAACUAUGAUGGUGAAGAUGCAACCAAGUUGAAAAAAAUAGUUAGCUUAGAAGAUGAUUUCAUUAAGCUGCAUCCUAGGAGUUCAAUUGAAGGUCUAAAAGAUUUUAAGCAGGAAAGUACUUUUGUAGUAAAAGCUACUAUCAAACAUGUGCUAGAUCAUGAUGAUUGGUGGUAUACAGCAUGUAUCUGCAACAAAGUAGUUUAUCUUGAUUCCAAAAUGUUUUUUUGUGAAAAGUGUAACAAGCAUGUCAUUAAGGUUACACCUAGGUAUAAACUGAAACUUUGUGUAAUUGAUGCUACGGAUUCUACAACUUUUGUUGUAUUGGAUCGUGAUGCAAGUGCAAUGUUGAAGAAAUCAUGCUUUGGCAUUCUUGACUUGCAAGACAAGGUUAAGUUUUUAAUCUAA